This is a messenger RNA of Osmia bicornis bicornis, 1819 nucleotides long. RefSeq lists its product as uncharacterized. Lineage: Eukaryota; Metazoa; Arthropoda; Insecta; Hymenoptera; Megachilidae. The transcript has 4 exons. The record is from RefSeq and is a predicted model, not a curated record. The coding region runs from base 443 to 1819 and encodes 458 amino acids.
GAAGAAAAAAUGCAGUGUCCGAGGAUGCAGAAGUGAACUUCUGAAGACGUUCAACUUUCCCUCUGUGGACACGAAGAGGAUGGUGCAGUGGGUGGAAGCAUGUGACAACCCUAAUUUGUCAAUGCUUUCACCCGAACAGCUGAAAUCCCGGGUGAUCUGCAGCAGCCACUUCGAACAGAAGUAUAUAAUGAUGAAGAAGCUGACAACGUCAGCAGUUCCAACACUGAACUUACCAGGUAAUACUCUUACAUAAUUUCUGUUGCGUUUGCAGAUAAUUGUUAAUGAAAAUAUUUAUUACACAGUGUCAGAGGCUGCCUCUAUUAAAAUAGAGCAGCAAGACACCCGGAUGGAAGUACCAGAAGAAGAAGAAGAAUGUAAGUUUUCACUUAUACCUGUAUAAUGAAAAUACAUAAUAAUACUUCUAGCAUGAAAUGUAUCUAUAAUGUUAUUUAAUUUUGUUCUGACAUGCAAACCUGACUGCACCGGGGGAGUGGACGAUAAGAGUGGCAUCGUGGGACAUGUGGAAUACACAGCACUUCCUGGACCAUCCAGAGAAAUCCAAUGCAACGACUUAGACAGACUAAGUCUAAAAGAAGAGAAGCCAUUGCAUAAUGCAGAUUGUGCUGUCCCUGGAAGAGAGCAUCAGCGAUCACAAGCCCAGAAAGGCCAGAAAGGUAAUAUACUGAAGAUGCUCAGGGACAACAUCGUGGAGAAGCCCCUGCAGCAACGAGUCUACAGCGCCGUGGCAGCGGUACUGAAGAGGGCGCUGCAAUGCAAGCGGCGGCAGAUGGCAACGAAGGACCGCAUCAAGAAGAUAGAGCGUCUCGUGCAGGUAGGUGUAUGCCAAGUUUUGGAAAACUUGCCAACACCCCUGCACGCGAUGAUUUCCGCCCAGAUGCGCAACGAGGGAAGACCCAUCUACGGACGACGCUUCACGGAAGAGGAGAAGGUACUAGCACUAAGUAUUUAUAAGCAAAGUCCAAAAGCGUUUCGAUAUUUGUCAAAAUUAUUUCUUUUGCCAAGUAUCGAAACGCUUCGGAAAUUAUUGUCGCACAUUCCACUAAGAGCUGGAAUUUGCGACAACGUAUUCCAUGAACUCGAAGAGCGGUCCGAGUCCUUUCAAGACGAGAAAAGCAGGUACGCUAUUCUGCUUUUCGACGAAAUUAAAUUAUCGCCGUCACUGGUCUACAAUCCUUCAAUGGACAUAGUUGAAGGAUUUGUAGACUCCGGUUUUUCGCGUUCAGUAGAUAUCGCGGAUCAUGCCAUGGUGUGGAUGUUGAAAGGCAUACACGGAGUGCGACCUUGGAAGCAACCUGUGGCAUAUACUUUUUGUAGGGGUACAUCUUCCGCGGAGAGCAUCGUUAGGAUGUUUAAAGAAUUAGUUCGCCGUGCAUGUCAGGCCGGCAUUGUAGUUGUAGCCUCAGUUUGUGACCAAGGCAGCACGAAUUGUAAGGCAAUACAAUGCCUAAUAGAUUAUUCGAAAAGAAAUGCCUUUCAGCAGUCCAAUCCAUUGCGGCAUGAUAUAAUUGUUAUUGAUGAAAAUCAAAUCGUGCCGCUCUUCGAUCCUCCGCACCUAUUAAAGUGCAUGCGGAACAAUCUUUUGACUAAAGAUUUGCAAUUCCAUUUAGCGGAUAAUGUUCGACGUGUGGCUAAAUGGUCACACGUGGAAGAUUUAUAUUUUAUUGAUAGCAGUAAUGCUUCUUCUCAGGACCGAAUUCUGAAGAAGCUUACUGCAAAGCAUGUAGUAGUAGAUAAAAUUAGGAAAAUGAAGGUUAAGUAUUUCGCGCAGGUGUCAGACAAUCGGUUGGGUCCGUCAUGA